Gilbertella persicaria is the source of this 2182-nucleotide messenger RNA. RefSeq lists its product as uncharacterized. The transcript has 6 exons. NCBI's taxonomy places the organism in Eukaryota, Fungi, Mucoromycota, Mucoromycetes, Mucorales, Choanephoraceae. The record is from RefSeq and is a predicted model, not a curated record. The coding region runs from base 231 to 1925 and encodes 564 amino acids. Gene Ontology annotation, biological process: regulation of cell cycle. Gene Ontology annotation, cellular component: nucleus.
UUUUUUUUUUAUUUUUUUUAUUUUCAUUUUAUUAUAACAUCUCCCCCUUUUUGUUUUUUUUCCUUGAAUCGUUUCUUUUUUUUAUAUCAAGAAAAAAAAGUAAGAAUUAAACGAUUCGUACCAUUCUUUUUUUCUGUAUUUGUUUAACAAAUAAUGCUAUUUAACCUUUAAGCAUUUUUCACACCGCUACAUAUUACAUUCUAUUAUCAAUAUUUUUAUAGACAUAAGCCAUGAGCCAUCAAUCCAUGUCAAUCAAUCAAAUCUUACAACCAAAAGAAGCUACAAAAGAUAAAAGCAAAUUUAAAGCAAAAGUCAAGAUCUUUUAUAUAGUCAAAGGAUCAGAUACGCACUGUUUAUGCACAUUUGACAUUACACUAGAAGAUUUUAAAGAUAAGAAAUGGGUCAGUAUACCCUUAAGACAAUGCCUAACUACCGUCUGCUCUUCAUGCCCGGAUCAGUUGAUGAGCAGUAAUAUGGCUAUUUACAGUGCUAAUUUUGAAGAGAGCCUUACUGUUGAAAACUGGUCACCUUUACAUGACUCUCAAUCCAACAUCAUAUGGGAAGGACAUGGUGUUCUUUCUAGCAUUUUGAAUGAUGAAGACAAUGGAGCAAAAGUGACAGGCAAAAUUACUGAUUCAAGCAAUACAAAUCAGUACGACUGUUUUGUUGAAGUUUUAAUACAAUUACAUCCUAUUCGACAUUCUCCUAUACUCCACUCAGCAGAAAAUCAAACUUAUCUCCCACCUAUGCGCUCUAUCUGGUCCGAAUCUAUGAACCAAAAUUAUUCUCCUCCUCCUCAUUCUUUAGCAAGUACAAAUACAAGCUCUUCUUCUCCUCCCAUGAUAGACAUGUUGCAAUCACAAUUAGCUCACCGACAUCACAAUUCAUCUCCUCGCCAACAAACAUACAUGCCACCAAGGGACGAUACCCAACGUUUAUCCUCUUUCCCUUCUACUCCUCUUCCAAGUAACUAUAAAGAAAGCACUCCUCAGCAUCAUAACUGGCCUGGUAGUCAUUAUGAUACAAGUGGUUUUGAUCAUCAAGAGAUGAUUAAGAGAAGAAAGUUAUCUUCUCCUGCUUCUUCCCAUUUAUAUUUCCACAACAAUAAUAAUCACAAUAACAACGGUAACCAUAAUAUUCUAACAAAAAGAACCCACCAGCAUCAUAACCAUUUGAGUCAACAUUCACCUACAGUAAAAGUACCUAAUAAUAUCUCUCCUAUGAUCUCCACAAGACUUACGCCAACCACAACCGAUACAUAUUAUCAUCAAUCAAGAAGAAAGAAGCGCGAUACUAAACCUCCAAAUGCAAAUGAUAUUCGUCCUUUUGUUGAAGUUGAACGAGCUGUAGAUGGCAGCUAUAUCUUGCCUGCCGAAGUUGAUUCUUGGACUGUUCUUAAUCUAGGUACUGUUGUUUGGGACAAGGCUGCUUUCCAUAACCAAAGAUACAUUUAUCCUGUCGGCUAUCGUGUCAAAAAAUGGUACCGUAGUAUGGUUGAUCCUCAUAGUGAUACCCAGUAUACCUGCGAAAUUCUUGAUGGUGGCGACGAGCCUAUCUUUCAACUGAAUGCAGAUGACAACCCAACUGAAUGUUGGAGAGGACCUACGCCCACUACUGUAUGGACCAUCGCUGUCAGAAGGGCGUUUGCUAUUCGUAAUAUGGACUAUGGCCAUAAUCCUGUUGGCCCAGACUUCUUUGGUCUUCGAAAAAACACGAUUGCUAAAAUGAUUCAAGACUUACCAGACGCUGACAAGUGCAAAAAUUAUAUUUGGCAAAACUUUGAAGUUAUGAGUAGCAACAAAGGCAAAUCUGUCAGAAGAACUAAUACAAGGAUUAUACCUAGUAUUUCAACACAUUCUGGAAAGUCUAACAAGGAAGAUAGCGCCUCAUCCAACAAUACUGACGACGCCGACGGCGAUGAAUAAUUAUGUUUUAUAUACUCUCUUUUUUUCUCUCCAUCUUUAUUGUGUAAUUAUUAUGCCCUUCUAUUUGUUAUAGCUAAAAAAAGAAAAGGACAAUUCUUCAUAUAUAUAUAAGAAAAAGACUGUGUCUUUAUCAUGGUUAUUUACUAGAAUACAUCCUUUAUUAUCUAUCCGUACACAUAUAUUUAAUAUGCAAACACACAUACACUUUCCCUCUUCUUUUCUUAUACAUACAUACAUACAUACAUACAUACAUACAU